Phytophthora nicotianae INRA-310 is the source of this 2460-nucleotide messenger RNA. RefSeq lists its product as hypothetical. Gene Ontology annotation, biological process: protein autoprocessing. The transcript has 6 exons. The coding region runs from base 1 to 2343 and encodes 780 amino acids. Gene Ontology annotation, molecular function: protein binding. The record is from RefSeq and is a predicted model, not a curated record. Lineage: Eukaryota; Oomycota; Peronosporomycetes; Peronosporales; Peronosporaceae.
AUGACUGAAAGACGAUGGCAAUCGCUUGCAAGACUGGCAUUGUCUCUAUGCUUUAUAGCGCUAACGAACGCCGCAAGCACGACUACAACAGAACUAGAGUGCAAUUCUACAGUGACAGAGCAAGAGGCUAUUGUACGGUGGUCGCUAUUAUCGGAGCUGACAUUUUCACGAGAUUCCCACGCAGCAGCAGCUUUCGCUGAUAAACUUUGGAUUGUUGGGGGUGUAUCGGCGUCUUACUACACCAAGCGGUUGGAUUACACGACCACGAGGUCGGAUGUGAUAUACUCAUCAGAUGGUGUUGAAUGGACAGAGGUUCUAGAGGAAGCUCCGUUUCGUCGACGCUACGGACAUUCGUUGAUCACCUUCACCGAUUUAAAGGAUAAAGUGGAACGUCUUACGUUGCUAGGAGGAUUUUCACCUGAGCCAGCGACCGAUAUCUGGGUGACCACCGAUGGAGCGUCGUGGAUGGAGGCAACUGCAACAGUACCUUGGUCGGGCAGAGGCUACCACUGCUCGGUUGUGUUCAACAGCAAGCUUUGGGUGCUUGGUGGUAGUCCGAUGAACAAUGAGGUUUGGUCCACGUCUUCAGUACUCGCAGGGCCUUGGAAACAACAAAGUAACGCACCAUGGUCACCAAGAGCCGCUCACGCAUGCGCAACCCACGAGGUCAUGGCUAACGCGACAGUAGGUGACUCAUCUCGAGAGGAAUUUCUCUUCCUGAUGGGCGGGUGGCGUGACAUCAGUCUGAGCGAUGUAUGGCGAAUGGAUUCCACUGGAAAGUGGAAGUUACUUGUCGAAUCUGCACCAUGGGACGCUCGAGCGUGGUUUUCUCUUGUAUCUUUUGACUCUAGAACGAAUGGUGAUGUCCAGCUUGGACCAAGGCUGUGGGUGCUCGGUGGAGGGAUCAUCGGUAACGGGAUCGAGAAAAUGUAUCCUUUCUCGGAUGUCUGGUACACACGCGAUGGCAUGAAAUGGGUAGCAGCAAGCUCGAAUUCUUCAGGUAUUUCGACUGCCGAAUGGAGUAUGGUAGCUCAAAGCAACACACAGGUAUGUAUGGGCAAGUGGGGACACUCCGUUGUACCGUUCCGCCGCACAGUCACUCGAGCAUACUAUUGUCACGAGUCGUGCACGAAUGAAGACGGAACGAUUAGUCUUGCCGACCAACUCAUUCCAGUAUGUAUCCCCAGCACAACUUUACCGGAGAUUCCGGCCCAGCACACGGUGCUUGUCAACAACUCCAUGCUCACGAAGACAAUCUACCCGGACGGAUGUGGUUUAUGCAAAACAGACCCAAACGCUCGCUACCAGAACAGCACAAGUGUACCGACAUUGAUUCUUAUAGCUGGAAAUGUGGGAGUCCAGAAAGUGAACGAUGUCUUUCAAAGCAGAGACGGGAUGUUGUGCGAACGCGAAGGCAAAAUCUGCUCCGGCGAAGGAGUGUGUGUGCAAGGUGGCAAUUGCAUGUGCAAUAGUGGGAAGACUGGAGCGUUCUGUCAAAGUGAGCUAGGAUACACUAUCAUCGACUCGACAAGUUGCUUCCCCGAAUCGGCUCCGGUUGUCGUUGCUGGUGGCAAGACCAAACGUUUGGGUGACGUAAAGAUCGGAGACUCUGUGCUAGCAAUCGAUGAGCAUGGAAAACUCGUGUACUCCACGGUGUACUACAUUCCACACGAAAGCGAUCUGUUGGGUGAGACGGAGUUCAUCAGUGUGAGCCUCGAAGGCAUGGAUGAUGAGCAGGUCUUUGUUGAAGUGCUCCAGCUCACCCCGAAGCACCUCGUCUACUACCUUCCAGAGAGCAAAACUUUCGAUAUUGACCCGGAUUCGCACGCGAUGAUAGCGAGCUUCGCACAGAAACCAGCGAGUGAGCUGCGGGUGAACGACCUGCUCUUGACGUUCCCAUCGCCCUCUCGAUCAUUUCUGCGUGAGAGCAACACCGAAACCGUAUCAACGGCGGUCAGAAACUGGAGCUGGUCCGAUGGCAAGACCGAGCGUCAAGAAGAGCUUCAAGCUGGACUCAGCUUGGUCAGAAUCACUGGAUUGACUCACGUCAAGCAUCGAGGGGCCAAGACGGUGUACACGAUGACGGGUAAUGUGUUUGUGGCGGGCGUGCUCUGUAGCAACUUCGGCGACUACUAUCCCAUACUGCCUGGUCAACAAUGGCGGGAUUUGGUAGCCUUCAAGCUGUUCGCGCCGCACCGCUUGGUGUUUAGGUUGCUCCCUUAUCCUACCACGGCCGAGCUCCUACGUGCGCUCAUGGACCGGCUGGUGCUGCCGGUCUUGACAUGGCUUCGCCCGCUGCUCCUCUCCAAGCAAAGCUCAGGAGUAACGUCACCGCAGUGUUAAUUCGGUACGGUGUAAUCGGGCCUAGAAUCGCCCCACCGAGCUUAGGCCUUUACCGAGAUCAAAGCUGAAGAUCGAGUUUUUUCCUGCAUAUUUUUCCUGUAAUUUCGCGGAUAGAAA